Molecule: messenger RNA, 4355 nt
Organism: Dipodomys ordii (Ord's kangaroo rat)
Lineage: Eukaryota; Metazoa; Chordata; Mammalia; Rodentia; Heteromyidae
Gene: Usp36
Product: ubiquitin specific peptidase 36
Exons: 20
Coding region: 158-3493 (1111 amino acids)
Biological process (GO): regulation of apoptotic process; protein deubiquitination
Cellular component (GO): nucleus; cytosol
Molecular function (GO): cysteine-type deubiquitinase activity; cysteine-type endopeptidase activity
Source: RefSeq, a predicted model, not a curated record
GACAACCAUUCUGGAUACUACACUUGGCAGUGCUGGUGACUGACAAGGCCAAGGUCCAGCAGACAGAUCACCUGCCCCACCAGAACUUACCCUUCGCAACCUGACUCCCUGCUGGCUAGGGAAGUAGCAGCCAGGGUCACUCAUCCAGGGAUGCACCAUGCCAAUCGUCGAUAAGCUGAAGGAGGCCCUGAAGCCUGGCCGCAAGGACUCAGCUGAGGAUGGAGACCUGGGCAAGCUGCUGGCCACCUCUGCCAAGAAAGUCCUUUUACAGAGGAUUGAGUUUGAGCCGGCCAGCAAGAGCUUCUCCUACCAGCUGGAGUCCUUGAAGAGCAAAUAUGUGCUGCUGAACCCCAGGGCAGAAGGGACUGGUCGGCACAAGAGUGGAGAUGAGCUACAGGCCAGGAAGCAGGGCAGCGAGCGUGCAUCUGGAGGGGAUGGAGUCCCGGCCCCCCAGAAAGUGCUCUUCCCCACAGAGCAGCUGUCCCUCCGGUGGGAACGCAUCUUCCGUGUUGGUGCAGGGCUGCACAACCUGGGCAACACCUGCUUCCUCAACUCCACCAUUCAGUGUUUGACCUACACACCGCCUCUGGCCAACUACCUGCUCUCCAAAGAGCAUGCGCGGAGCUGUCACCAGGGAAGCUUCUGUAUGCUGUGUGUCAUGCAGAACCACAUCGUCCAGGCCUUUGCCAACAGUGGCAAUGCCAUCAAGCCCAUCUCCUUCAUCCGAGACCUGAAAAAGAUUGCCCGGCAUUUUCGCUUUGGGAACCAAGAGGAUGCACAUGAGUUUCUGCGCUACACCAUCGAUGCCAUGCAGAAGGCCUGCUUGAAUGGCUAUGCCAAGUUGGAUCGGCAAACUCAGGCUACCACUCUGGUGCAUCAGAUCUUCGGAGGCUAUCUCAGGUCCCGAGUGAAAUGUUCCAUGUGCAAGAGCGUCUCCGACACCUACGACCCCUACCUGGACAUAGCGCUGGAGAUCCGGCAAGCUGCAAAUAUUGUGCGUGCUCUGGAACUUUUUGUGAAACCAGAUGUCCUGAGUGGAGAAAACGCCUAUAUGUGUGCUAAAUGCAAGAAGAAGGUUCCAGCCAGCAAACGCUUCAGCAUCCAUAGGACAUCCAAUGUCCUCACCCUUUCCCUCAAGCGCUUUGCCAACUUCAGUGGGGGAAAGAUCACCAAGGAUGUGGGCUACCCCGAGUUCCUGAACAUCCGGCCAUAUAUGUCCCAGAAUAGUGGGGACCCUGUUAUGUAUGGGCUGUACGCCGUCCUGGUCCACUCAGGCUACAGUUGCCACGCUGGGCACUACUACUGCUACGUGAAGGCAAGCAACGGACAGUGGUACCAGAUGAACGACUCCUUGGUCCAUUCCAGCAACGUCAAGGUGGUUCUGAACCAGCAGGCCUACGUGCUCUUCUACCUGCGAAUUCCAGGUUCUAAGAAAAGUCCUGAGGGUGCCAUCUCCAGGGCAGGCUCUGCUCUUCCCAGCCGCCCAAGUGUCAUUCCAGAUCACACCAAGAAGAGCACUGGCAAUGGAGUGGCUUCCUCCCCACUGGCUGUGAAGCGACAAGACUCUAUGCCAAUUCGAAAACUGCAGGCCCCCGAGGAGACAGGUGUGCCUGUGUCCAGAAAUGGCUCUCUGCCAAGCCUGAAGUCACAAAAUGGUUAUGUUCCUACAAAGCCACCCUUGGGGUCCCCCUCCUCCAGACUCGUCCUCACGCCCACACACAUGCCGGCGCUCCUGGACGAGCCAGGAAAGAAAGCAAAGAAGCUGGUGCCUCUGCAGCCCUCUUCUCCAUCCCUCCGGAUAUCUCAGGGCUCAUCUGGUGCCGGUGAAGCUGGGAGCCGGCGGCAGGGCUCCUGGGACAGCAGUGAUGCCAUCCUCUCUACCUCACCAAAGCUCCUAACCAAGGCCACAGUCAAUGGGCAUGGGCCAAAAGGAGAAGACUGCUCGGACCCAGAGAAGGGAGCUUCCAGCAGCUCCAGCCCAGAGCAUUGCACUAGUAGCGGCCCCACCACAGCUCCACAGACCCCCGAGCGCGGAGCUGCCCGCUUCAGCCAUUCUCAGGGAACAGACAGUCCCUCUGCUGGUCACGCCAAAGUGCCGCCUAGUGGAGCAGAUGCUAAGGCAGCAAAGCUGAAGUCCCCGGCCCUGGGCAGUACUGCCACGGAGCCCACAAGCCUCAUGUCUCCUCCACCAGCCAAAAAGCUGGCCCUAUCUGCCAAGAAGGCCAGCACCUUGCGGAGGGCGACAGGCAAUGACCUCCGUUCACCUCCCCCUCCACCAUUCUCCGACCUCACCUACCCCAUGAAAACCACUCACCCCGUCGUCGCCUCCACUUGGCCUGUCAGUAAAACCAGGGCUGUGUCACCUGCUCCCCAAUCAUUUCACCUACUGAAGCCUCUUGUCAGCCCCUCUUCAGCAUCAUUGUCCAGUAGUGGUCCCCAACCCCCAGGGACCCCUGAGCCACAGGCCCACCCCCCCACCUGGACUGCCCUGCCUCAGGUCAAUGGAGACCUCAUGCCCCUAUCACACCAGCUGCUGGAGACCAGCAAGGGCCCUCAAAGCCCCUCUAAGAAGAAGAAGAAGAAGAAGACCCUCAUGGGAGAGCCACAGGGGCCGGGCUCAGAGGCACACCUCCUACAGUACCUCAGGGGAGCAGCUGAUCGGCCUCGCAGGAGGAAGAAAAGGAAGAAGUGCCUCGACUCUGCAGCUGUGGCCACCCUGCAGGAAGAGCGGACAUGGGAGCACCCUGGGAGCCCCAAGGGCAAGACAAAGGGCUGGCCAGAAUGGCCAGGCAGUGUGCAGACAGAAGGCACACAGCCACGGGUGAAUGGCCAUCCAGUGAGUCAUGUCCUUGAUGGCCACCACAUAAGUAGCAGGAAAAGGAGGAAGACAGGACCGGAGGGACUCAUUGAAGAUGGCCUCCGUCGGGACCCACCUCAGCACAGCAGCUGCUCCCCCACAGAGCACAGGGAGCCUGGGACCAGGGCAGAGUCUCCAAGGAAAAAGAAAAGGAGAAAAAGAAAGCAUGAGUCACAGCAGGAAGAAGAGGACAGUGAGUCCCCGGAAGGCUGGAAGAGCCCGAGGCCCAUAAUCACCACAGAGCCCGAGUUGAACAUAAGCACUCGUCCAUCUCGGGACUACCUGGGAGUGGGACAAGCUCCACUUGUGCCCUGCAACAGAGAUCGAGAAUCUGACGUAGUCCAGGAAUUGCUUAAAUACUCAUCCGAUAAGGCCUAUGGGAGGAAAGUUCUGACCUGGGACGGUGAGCUGUCUGCUGUCAGUCAGGACGCCAUGGAAGACAGCAGACUGGCCCGGACCCAGACUGUGGUUGAUGACUGGGAUGAAGAGUUUGAUCGAGGGAAGGAAAAGAAAAUGAAGAAAUUCAAGAGAGAAAAGAAGAGAAACUUCAAUGCAUUUCAGAAGCUUCAGAGUAGACGUAAUUUUUGGUCUGUGACUCAUCCAGCCAAGGCCGUCAGUCUUAGCCAUCGUCUCUGAGCCCUUUGCUGACAAAUAGAGGUGACUAUUGUAUCUUUCAGCUCUUCAGGAUGCCAUGUGCUGGUGUCCUAUGUGGACCACUGAGGGUGGCAGUGAGGAUGCGAGUCUCUUCUCACCUGGAGGAUCAGUGUUCCUGUAGCCUCCUAGAGCGGUCGUAUUCUAUAUCAUGGGUGCUGUCCAUCUAGAUCUGGAGUGCGGUCUCAUGUGGGCCUCGCUGCCCAGUCACCUCUGCACUGUGAGCUGUCACAGUGAGGGCUCAGGAACCACAGUCUCCAGUUGACCCUACAUAGAGAUCAUGUGGCUUCUGCAGCUCAGGACCUCUAGUGACAUUCACACAAAGAACUGGCAGCCACCCAUGAGGACCUGGAAGGCCAAGCAUCAUGGACAGUGGAGUCUGUGUGACAAAGCCUCUACCACUGGUCGGGGGCUGUCAGAGCAGAAGAGUCAGGCGGUGUCUCCAGCACAUCUUUUGCUCAGGUGGUAGGCAUAUGCUUGGUAGCUCUUUCUGGUGAACUGUCCCUUGUUCCCUGAGGUGGGGACUGCCUCAUCCUGCAUCCUGCCCUGCCUGCGCCCUACCCACAGGGCGAGGGGCUGUGUAUGCCUUACUGUUAGGGCAGAAAGGAAGCCCCAUGCACCCCGCCCUGCCACUUCUUGUUCAGUGCAUCGCUUCCUGAGAAGGUAGGGCAGAGGAGCCCUGGAAACUGUGUGCCAAUGCCCCCGCUUUGAAGGCUGCUAUCUAUUCUGAUGACUGCGGAGCUCCCCUUAAAGCUGCAAUAACCCACGGCUCCCUGCGGAGGUGGCGCAUGGGGGUGGACUCUCCGUUAUUUUACUACUUAAUAUAAAGCAUUUAUUUUUGACCAGG